Messenger RNA from Geodia barretti, 1251 nucleotides. The record is from the annotation of a GenBank genome assembly. NCBI's taxonomy places the organism in Eukaryota, Metazoa, Porifera, Demospongiae, Tetractinellida, Geodiidae.
AUGGUGUACAUCAUCAACCACGCCGGCGACAAAGUGUUGCUCAUCGACCCCGACCUUGCGCCGCUGAUCGAGUCCAUCGCCAGUCGCCUCGAAACCGUGCAGCACUACAUCAUUCUCGGCGAACCGUCGGAUGUUUCCGCCACGCUCCCCGGUGCCGUUUCCUACGAGUCCAUGCUGGCCAGCGCUUCACCGGAAUACAAUCCCGCCGCCGUCGACGAAUACGCCACCAUGGGCCUAUGCUACACCUCGGCAACCACCGGGUUGCCCAAGGCGGUCGCCUACUCCCACCGCGCCGUCUACCUGCAUUCCCUCGCUUCGGCCACCGUCGACGUGCUGUCGUUAUCGGAGCGCGACCGGGUGAUGGCCAUCGUGCCCAUGUUUCACGCUAACUGCUGGGGCCUGCCCUACAGCUCCACCCUCGUCGGCGCCGACCAGAUUUUCCCCGGUGUUCGGCCCGGCCCGCAGGAAAUUUGCCAACUCGUCGAAUCUGAGGGCGUAACCUUCAGUGCUGGCGUGCCCACUAUCUGGAUUGGCGUACUCGACUACCUGCAACGAUCGGGCGUGGAGUAUGACCUGUCAUCGCUGCGCCAGAUUAUCAGCGGCGGUUCGGCCCUGCCCCUGGUCGUCCUUCAGGCCUACCGAGACCGGUUGGGCAUCGAAAUGAUUCACGCCUACGGGAUGACCGAGGCCGCACCCCUUAUCUCGGUGAACCGCCGUCGCAGCUGGCUAGAUUCGCUUUCCGCCGGCGAACGCCUCGACUUGUGCGGUCUGCAAGGCGUAAUCGCUCCUGGCAUCGAGAUGAAGCUGGUUGAUGACAACGGCGUCGAGGCGAACUGGGACGGCAACCAGCGCGGUGAACUCUGGUUCCGGGGCCCCUGGGUUGCCGAUCAAUACGUUGACGACCCGCGCAGUUCGGAAACCUUCGUGGACGGCUGGUACCACAGCGGCGACAUCGCCUCCAUCGACCCUGACGGUUACAUUCAGAUCGUCGAUCGGGUCAAAGACAUGGUGAAAAGCGGUGGCGAGUGGAUAUCGUCGGUAGACCUCGAGUCGGCAAUCAUGGCUCACCCCGACGUUCUGGAAGCAGCCGUCAUCGCCGUCCCCCACCCCCAAUGGCAGGAACGUCCCCUCGCCUGCGUCGUAGCCCGCGCUGAUACCUGGCGCCACACUCACCCGCGACACCAUACUGGAGUUCAUCCAGCCCAAAUUUGCCCGCUGGUGGUUGCCCGACUACGUGGUGUUCAUCGAUGA